AUGGGACAUAAUCAACCAAUGCAGUCGUCAAAUCCACAAGAACACUUUGUGCAAAUAGCCCUGGAUAUCGAGCACCGCCUAACCACACCGAUCAGCCUAACAAGUGACUCGAAUCAGAGACGUAACCAGUGGGUUACCAUCAUCAUAUGCACCAUCUUGGCCGUAACAGGUCAAUGCAUCGCUAGACUCCUCGAGAACUAUUACUUCCUCCACAAAAACCUGAGCCGCCGCCGCGGUAUCUUGACUCAAACACUUCUCCAAGUCGUCGGAUUCCCCAUCCUCCUUCUCCCUUUCCUUCUCCACUUCCUCAUCAAGAAACAGAAACAACUUCUCAUUUUCUCCGGUGAAACCUCCCUCAAGCACUUAGCCAUAACUUACUCUAUUCUCUGCAUCUACAUGUUUUGUCAAGCAUUUUUCUCCGACGUUAGAAACCAGAUACCCUAUAGAGUUUUCACUCUCACUUACACGACGCAGCUAUUAUUCACCCUGAUUUUCUCCAAGUAUUACAACGAUAUCAAAUUUAAUAGAUGGACGUUUAUCUCUCUCAUCUUAGCCGUCCUCGCCGGCGCUUUCACUCUCUACACUUUCUCCGCCGGGUCACCCAUCUACGGGAAGAAAUCCUACGGCUAUGGAAUUAUUAAUGUGGCUUUCGGCGCUGCCAUCUUUUUCUCCUUGCUCCUCUGCAUUAUCAGGAAGGUGUUCGAGGAACUUAUCUCUUUCUGCAACACAUCCACCAACAGAAAACAACCCAGUUUCGUUGUCGUUCUCGAGAUGAUCAUCUUCUUGUCUCUCGUCGUAACCAUCAUCUUAGUCGCAGCCGUUUUAAUCUCUGGUGAACAUCACGAUAUGAAGAAAGAGAUGGAAACGUUCACGAAGGGAGAUAUUGCCUACGUGAGGACUAUGGUGGGUCAAGCCGUUGCAUGGCAGAUCUACUGGGUCGGGAUCGUGGGGCUAGUGUUCGCUGUCUCCGCCGUGUUCUCGAACGUGAUCAGUGUCUGUACGUGGCCGAUCGUGUCGCUUCUAGUGGCUUUUUUAUAUAACACGCACGAUCAUUUCGAUGUCUUCAGAGGAAUCGCCUUAGGCGCAGCUGCUCUUAGCGUCUCGUGUUAUAUCUAUAUUAUUCACAAAGAGAAGAGCGACGAUGAUGACCAAUCCACAAGCUAA
Molecule: messenger RNA, 1164 nt
Organism: Arabidopsis thaliana (thale cress)
Lineage: Eukaryota; Viridiplantae; Streptophyta; Magnoliopsida; Brassicales; Brassicaceae
Gene: PUP15
Product: purine permease
Exons: 2
Coding region: 1-1164 (387 amino acids)
Biological process (GO): purine nucleoside transmembrane transport; purine nucleobase transmembrane transport; transmembrane transport
Cellular component (GO): membrane
Molecular function (GO): purine nucleoside transmembrane transporter activity; purine nucleobase transmembrane transporter activity
Source: RefSeq, marked reviewed